CAAAGUUGUUGCUAAGCAUUUCUCCAUUUUGUUAGUGUACAAACAAUCUAUUGAUAGAGGAAAGCAUUACAUUUGGGACAUCGGUUAAAAUGGGAGUCGAUUAUUACAGUAUUUUGCAACUUAACCGCAGUGCAACCGAUGCUGAUAUCAAAAGACAUUUCAGGAAGUUGGGUUUGAAGUUUCACCCUCAGAAGAACCCAGAUGAUCAAGAGGCAGCAGACAAAUUUAAACAGGUUGCAGAGGCCUAUGAUGUUUUAUCAGACCCUAGGAAAAGAGCAACGUACGACCAGUUUGGAGAAGAAGGUCUGAAAAAUGGCGUCCCACCAGGCAGUGGACACGCUGGUGCGUGGACUCAAGGUUACACUUUCCACGGCAACUGUGACAAGGUCUUCAGAGACUUCUUUGGAGGAGACAACCCAUUUCAAGAAUUUUAUGACCGUGUUGAUGGAGACUUGAGCAUGGGUUUCGGAGGUUUGCAAGGCCGUGGUAGCAAGAAACAAGAUCCUCCAAUAGAAAGAGAUCUGUACUUGUCACUAGAAGAGGUAUUCCAUGGAUGUACAAAGAAAAUGAAAAUAUCCAGGAGGGUUAUGAAUGAGGAUGGCCAUACAUCGAGCAUUCGUGACAAAAUCCUAACAAUCACUGUAAAGAAAGGCUGGAAACCUGGAACAAGAAUCACAUUCCCAGAAGAAGGAGACCAAGGACCUAACAAUGUCCCAGCUGAUAUAGUAUUCAUUGUAAAAGACAAACCCCAUCCCAGCUUCCGUCGAGAGGGCAUCAACCUGAUUCACACAGCAAAAGUUCCGCUGGGCAAAGCUUUGACUGGAUGGACGGUGGAUAUUCACACACUGGACGAGCGCAUCCUUCACAUCCCCAUCAAUGACAUCAUCAAACCUGGGUACAAGAAAGUAGUACCAGAAGAAGGAAUGCCUAUUUCAUCAAACCCAUCAGAGAAAGGAGACUUGAUAAUAGAAUUUGACAUUGUCUUCCCAUCAGCACUACCACCUCAGGGAAAAAAUCUCAUCAAGGCUGCAUUACUACACCAAAAUUAACACAUUUUGAUUGACAUUAUGUACAUAUUUUUUAAUGACAAUUGUGAACAGUCUUGAUAUUGCAGGGUUUUAUUUCUGAAAUCUGACUCGACGCCCAUGGUAUGGACUUAUAAAAAGUUUUAAUCACUCACUUCCAAAGCAUACAUGUGAUUAACUUUCUUUCUUUGCAAAACAUUAAAAUGAAGGAUUUUGACAUUCAAAUUGGAAUUAUUAUUUUUUUUCCAAUUCAUAUUCAGACAAAAAGAAAAGAAAGAAGUUUUGUGGUUUGGGAAAUACUGCCAAAUAUAAAUAUACUUCGACUGGUGAUAAAGCUCUGUGGUGAAUAAAAAUUCAGAGUAUAAAAUUCCUGCAAGCAUGUGCUGUUAAGAUAAAGUUUUAAUGUGUCUCCUUUUACUAAAUUGAACUUUUUAUAUGAAUCAUGGUGACAGGUUACCUGAAAAACACAAGAUUAGUAAAAGUACUCUGCCAUCCAAUGGCAAAAACUACUAACUGAAUUGUUAAUUUUUUUUUGAAAAAAAGAUAGUUGUUGUGCCCACUUAAGGACUGGUUAAUAUUGCAGCAGCAACAUUUAUUGCUUAAACAUUGUCUUUUUUGUAAGUGAUUUUAAGCAAAUUUUAAAAAUUAUUUUAAAGAGGAAAAUUGAAUUGGUUAGUAGAGGUGUAGGGUUCUGGCUUUAUCAUAAUGAAGAUUUUACCAACAUAUUUGGUUUUACACAUUGCACUACUCUUUGCAAUAAUCCAUUGAAGAAUAAUUUAGACGUAAGUUAGUUUUACAAAAAGGAGAGAUACAAGGUUUUGCCAUUAGACGACACAACUCUUAAAAACAUUUCUAUUUGUAAUUAAUACUGGGUCAAAACGUAUUAAUAUCAUAUUGAAAACUCGCUUUUUAAUUCUUAAUGUUUUAUGUUUGGCAAUCUGUGAUAAUGUUUCACCAUGUUUAUAUACCAGUAUAUUCUGUGUAGACAUAUUGUAAAUAAAGUUCUCUGUUGUU
Molecule: messenger RNA, 2039 nt
Organism: Gigantopelta aegis
Lineage: Eukaryota; Metazoa; Mollusca; Gastropoda; Neomphalida; Peltospiridae
Product: dnaJ homolog subfamily B member 13-like
Exons: 7
Coding region: 90-1049 (319 amino acids)
Cellular component (GO): cytosol
Molecular function (GO): protein-folding chaperone binding
Source: RefSeq, a predicted model, not a curated record